GCUCACGCCGCCUCCCCUCUUCCUUCUCUCCUCCCCUACCUCGCUCGCUCGCUCGCCGCCGCCGCCGCCGUUGGGGGACGACGACUCCGCAGAACAAGCCCCAGCCCGGCCCCCCGAUGAUGCCACCACGCCGCUAGUAUCUUCUGUGCUAUUCACUUAUGACAAUGGAGACCUCGCGGGAGGUUUUCAAGUAUCACCCUUUGCCUACACCUGGAGUGGAAAAUAAUCUCAAGGAUGAGAUUCAGUCGAAGGUUUUGGGCACGAUAGGGAAUGUGAUGAACUCACUAGACCCAAAGUCAUUUCCGCAGCAUGUAGAAGGGGCACUCGGAACAGCUGGGAACAUUAUCAAUUCCUUUGAGUCAAAAUUGGCUGAGCACAAGCCAUUUGAUUUUGGUGGCAAAACUGAUUUUUAUGGUUAUGACUAUGCUGACGAUGGUUGGGGAUCUGCACCCUUGAAGCUAGAAAAGCCAAUAAACCUUAGCAAUCUGCUGGGUGGUUUAAUUGCAAUCUUUAAUCGUGGUGGCAAAAAGUCUGAAAUUCAACCACCAAUGGACAGUAAGUCUAGUGUCGCGUUCUUAGGAUCAAAUAGCAAUGGAGAAACAUUCUUGCACUCCUCAGUCUAUUUGCCAAGUGCUCCACCAUUGCUGGACGAAGAAGCAUUGAAUUACAAUGUAUAUCGGGUUGUCAUAGAGGCAGAGCCACCAGAGUGGAUGCCUGAUAGUUAUGCUAACUCGUGCAUGCAAUGUGCUGCUCCUUUUACUGUUGUUACUCGUGGAAGGCACCAUUGCAGAUUUUGUGGAGGGAUAUUCUGUAGGACAUGCUCAAAAGGCAGAUGCCUGUUGCCAGCCAAGUUCCGUGAGCGGGAUCCGCAAAGGGUUUGUGAUGCCUGUUAUGAUAGGCUUGAUCCACUGCAGAACUUAUUUAUUAAUUCCAUUAGCAACGCCACACAGACUGCAAAGCAUGAUGUUUUCGAUUGGACUAGCACAAGGGGGUGGUUGAAUUUGCCUAUUGGAUUAACAAUGGAACAUGAGAUUUACAAGGCCGCAAAUUCCGUGAGGAGCUAUAUCAAGAUCGCAAGAAUAAACCCUGAAAGGUCUAUUCCUCAUGCUGUCCUUAGUGGAGCAAGUGGGCUUGCUAUCCUGACAGUUGUAAAAGCUGGUGCACUUGUUACUUAUAAACUUGGAACUGGCCUUGUAGUUGCUCGAAAAUCAGAUGGAUCAUGGUCACCACCAUCAGCUAUCAUUUCAGCUGGUUUAGGAUGGGGAGCACAGGUUGGUGGUGAACUGAUGGAUUUCGUCAUAGUGCUUAGCGAUCUGGAAGCUGUCAGGACUUUUAGCAGCCGGAUGCACUUUUCAUUUGGGGCAGGUUUAAGUGCUGCAGCAGGACCUGUUGGUAGAGUAUUAGAGGCUGACUUGAGAGCUGGUGAUAAAGGCUCAGGUGUCUGUUAUACAUAUAGCUGCAGCAAAGGCGCAUUCGUUGGUGUUUCGUUGGAAGGAAACUUGGUUGCCACCCGGAGGGAUGCAAAUCUGCGAUUCUAUGGAGACCCGUAUCUGACAACCAGCGAUAUCCUUAUGGGGGAUAUGCCGAGACCAAAUGCUGCCAAGUUUCUGUACACAGCGUUGGAUGACCUGUACUCUGCGCUUAGGCCUUAGGACGAUCUAAAUCUCAAUUGUACAGAUUUGCUAUGGUUGGUUCUGGCUGUAGGUAGGCUUAUUGAUUCUCAAAAUGCUUGCCAUUUUAGCUUUUAUAGGGGCCCAAUUUUACCUGUAAAUACUUUAAUUUUAUUAUUUUUAGUGUUGCUUAGAUUCACAUAGAUGUUAAUGAGUUUAUACGUAUGUACAAAUCAUAUAUAUUAAUCUAUAGAUGAACAUAGACAGAAUCAGAAAAUUCUUACUCUAUGGAAUGGAGGG
Molecule: messenger RNA, 1910 nt
Organism: Oryza brachyantha (malo sina)
Lineage: Eukaryota; Viridiplantae; Streptophyta; Magnoliopsida; Poales; Poaceae
Exons: 5
Coding region: 159-1652 (497 amino acids)
Molecular function (GO): phosphatidylinositol binding; metal ion binding
Source: RefSeq, a predicted model, not a curated record